UUAGGAGAGAACACAAGGGGGGGAAAGCACCACAGAGUUUCUUUUGUAAUGGAAGUGGGAUUAAAGCAUCAAGUGACCGGUUGUGGCUCCCAAGUGGGUUUCAGGCUUCUUAGAGCACUGUGUCACUGUCAGGUCCAAUCACCCACAAGCCACAGAGGUGGGAAGAGGUGGAGCGUGGAGUGUGCCGACAAAGAACCCCACCAGGACACAUGCAAGGCCAAGAGCAUCAAGUCCCAGGUGCAAAGCCAGACCCAGUUUCCACCUUGUGAUGACAGUGACAUACACAUACCGUGUGGCUGAUGCACGCCUGGGCACUUUCUCCCAGCUCCUGCUCCAAUGGAAAGGAAGCAUCUACAAGCUCCUCUACUGCGAAUUCUUCAUCUUCGUCUCUUUCUACUUUGGCAUCAGCCUUGUCUACAGGUUGAUUCUGAAUGAGAGUCAAAGGCUGAUGUUUGAGAAACUGGCUCUGUACUGCAAUAGUUAUGCUGAACUGAUACCUGUAUCCUUUGUGCUUGGCUUUUAUGUUACCUUAGUGGUGUCCCGCUGGUGGGGGCAGUACGAGAGCAUCCCAUGGCCUGACCGCAUUAUGAACCUGGUGUCCAGCAGUGUGGAUGGGAAGGACGAGUACGGGCGCCUCCUGCGGCGCACACUGAUGCGCUACAUCAAUCUGUUGACUGUGCUCAUCCUGCGCUCUGUCAGCACUGCUGUCUUCAAGCGGUUUCCCAGCAUAGACCAUAUUGUAACAGCAGGCCUGAUGACUCCAGAAGAACACAAGAAGUUUGAUAGUGUGAACUCACCCCAUAACAAGUUCUGGAUUCCCUGCGUGUGGUUCUCAAAUCUGGCAGUGAAGGCCCGUAAUGAUGGCCGGAUUCGUGACAGUGUGCUGCUCCAAGGCAUCCUAAAUGAAAUGAACACUCUGCGCAGUCAGUGUGGCCGACUCUAUGGGUACGAUUGGAUCAGUAUUCCUUUAGUCUAUACCCAGGUGGUCACAGUAGCUGUUUACAGCUUCUUCCUGGCUUGCUUAAUUGGACGGCAAUUCCUGGAUCCUGAAAAGGGGUAUCAUGGCCAUGAGAUGGACCUCUACAUACCAGUCUUCACCUUUCUGCAGUUUUUCUUCUAUGCAGGCUGGCUAAAGGUAGCUGAGCAGCUCAUCAAUCCCUUCGGAGAGGAUGAUGACGACUUUGAAACCAACUGGCUCAUUGACAGGAAUCUUCAGGUCUCCCUCAUGGCUGUGGAUGAAAUGCACCAGGAUUUGCCCAACCUGCAGAAGGAUCCAUACUGGAAUGAGUCAGAUCCACAGCCACCCUAUACAGCAGCAACAGCAGACUAUAAGCGGCCAUCUUUCCUUGGCUCAACCUUUGACAUCAGUAUGCAGAAAGAAGAUAUGGAAUUCCAACCCCUGGAGCAGAUUAAAGAGAACGAGGAAGCAAAUCACUCAACACCAUUACUUGGCCACAUUGGCCGCUUUCUGAAUGUUCAGUCCCCCAGUUUCUCCAGGUCAUCAAGAAUGAACCUGCUGCGUCGGAGAAAUGAAAACACGCCUCCUUCCCCUUACUAUGCCUACCCAGAUAUGGGGAAAUCUGGGAGUCCCACCAGUUUUAACCAGCAAAGGGGAGAUUGCUCCCCACCUGGCUUCAUUUCCCAGGAUCAAUGGGACAACGCAGCCAGUAAGCUGAGAGAGUUUGAUGCCUUCAUGUCUACCCCAUUCUAUGAGAGACCUGGUUUCUAUAGUGCUCCUCAAACACCUAUCAGCUCCAUCCCAAUGAUCUUCCCAUCCAGGCGUCAAGGCCGCAAGAAACCUCCUGCUCUUUCUAGUAUUGCUUCCUUGAGAGACAACCCUGCCAAUCAAUCUCCUUGCAGAGCCAGUGAUUACGACAAAAGUGAGAACUCCCUUGAUUCAGGAGGCAGAGAAACCUUUGUUUGGCCAGCAGGAAAGAACCAGGCUUCAGACUCCCUGGCAGUGACCAUUGAAGGGGAGGCACAAAAUAUAACCAACAGGUCAAAAGAGGCUUUGCCUCUUGGAAGCCCAGGAGGUGUCUCCUUGGUGAACUCGGCAAGCCCCAAAUACUCUUUCUUUGCCGAGUCCCCCAGUUCUGAGAUGCAGACCAAUACUAAGGGUUUGAAUGACAUGAGAGGUCCUCGACAGCCCCGACGGACUCCAGACAGCACAGGAACACCAAACUCAGACCACACCAAUUUCCUUCAUAACUAUGGCAUCAGGACCCCUAACAGCAAUGGCCCAACUACUUUCUUUUCAUUCACACCACUGACCUCCCCAGUGCUCGAGAGAGCCCAGCUGGGCAAAACAAACGCUGGUCCGGGCCCUGAGUCUUCUCCUGGAUUAAGGGAGCAGGAUUCUCCUGUGGUUCCUGGGGCCAUGAGAGACAUAGGAAACGGAGGUGCCACUGCUUCUUACCACACCAAGGAUCAGAGGAAGGCAGCCAGCUCUUCGCCCAAUGACUCUGGUAUCUCUCUAGCAGAAGGGGACUUUGUGGGCCUAAUGGAAGUGAUCAUGGAAACCAGUGAGAAUACAGCCGAUGAAGGGAAUGGAAACAAGGACAACUGAAUGCACUGGGCUGUCUUUCCUCAUUGGGGAAAUGGGUGGGGUUUUUUAAACGAUUCCUUGGUGCUCUGCCUUUUAGAGGCACCAGAAUCGUUAUGAACUACAAAACAACUGAGAAUACCUGCUUCUUAAUCUGAACUCCUUCCAUAAAUACAUGUGUGCUUCCAUUAACAAUCAUCUUAAGAGCUAUUCAUGGUACUUCAGCCUCACAAAGGUAGGAGGAAAAGGUCUAAUCGUUUAAUACAUUGUUUUGCUAUUUGAAUAUACCAAUGACCAGAACUGCAUUACCAGUGCUGGGGACCUUGUUUUUGGCAUGGAUUAAGGGCCAAACUGAAUGAUUAAUUCCACAACCAUGCCAAGGAUUUUCACUCCACGCCUCACUCAGCCAACCUACAUCUGAACUUUUGAACUGGGCUGGGAAGCAAACUGGGUUGAAUGCUUCAAGCAAGAUCUUACCACCACAUAACGACAAGACUGCCACACUAGAGGAGAUGAAUGUAAUGAAUCAGAUUGGAACAUGAUCAGCCAGUUUCAUCUGUCUCCAGGGCACAUCAGUCUUUACUUCCUGCAGCACAGAGACCAUAUCUCACAUUCCCAACCUGUUGCAAUGCCAGAUGAAGAGUGCCUUUAAAGGAAACCCAAAUCAUGUUGGAUGUAGGUGCCUUUCUGUGACCAACUGGAAAGCGUCAAUUCAGCACUGAAUAUCCUCACUUCUAUUGUAUGGACAUCCAUAGGAUCCUAAGGGUAAAAGACAAAAUGGAAUCUCCUCCUAUAUAGUAUUUGCUACAGAUGAUAGGAGCAAGGAUCAAUCUCAAAAGCUUAUCUUUGGCCCUGAAAGACCAGUCCCAUAACCUACCUGACUGCAUGAAAGAGAUGUUGGGAUGGCAGGAGAUAGCCUUAACUGAGCAAUCCUUUUUUGACUAGCAAUUUGAGAAAUAUAUAGAUGAUUUUUUGGGGUACCCAAGUGAAGUAUGAUUCCAGUUUUAAGACUGAAGGCGAAAUGUGCCAUUUCUUGAAGCUCUUUUCUGUAUUUAUUACAAAUAAAUGGGUAGGAAGUUUUAA
Molecule: messenger RNA, 3625 nt
Organism: Anolis carolinensis (green anole)
Lineage: Eukaryota; Metazoa; Chordata; Lepidosauria; Squamata; Anolidae
Gene: best1
Product: bestrophin 1
Exons: 10
Coding region: 269-2566 (765 amino acids)
Molecular function (GO): chloride channel activity
Source: RefSeq, a predicted model, not a curated record